UUUUUAAUUUUUUUUUUUAGAUAUACCACCAUUGAUGCCGUUUUAAUCUACAUGGUGAUGUGUUAGUUAUAUGUAGGUAGACCUGAGAUUUGGAUGUGACUGGAAGACAAAGACUUGUGGUAACAGUCCAAUUUUCACUUUAAACAUAAAUGGCCCAGUAACUAUUUUAAAGUGGUUAGUAUUUAUGUUCCAUAUAUUCUUUUUAUCAGUAACAAUAAUUUUAACAUCGUGUAUCCUUAUGUCUAUUGUAACCUCAAGCUAGAAACAAAGAUCCACACAGAAUUAGUUAUGAGCCAUAGAGGGGUUUAAAAUGAAUUUAUGUAUUGCAUAUUAUCUUAAAUAUAAUCUAAGUCAAGUUACUAUAUACACUGCUCACACUUAGACUGAACACUUUAAAGAAACACAUUAGAUACAUCAGGUCUGAUACAUCAUGAAGUUGGAUAUCUAUACAAAUAACGACAGGGCAGUGUCUUAGGAACAAAAGGAUGCCAAGUCUUUGAAUGGAAAUAAAAGUUUUCAGCCUACAGAGGGCUUAAUUGUGUAGACACCAUAAAAUCAGAGUGAAAUGAAGAUGUGGCAGGCCAGUCCAUUUUUUCCAAAACUUAAUUUCUGCAGCUCAAAAUGCUUUUCAGUAUCUUGUGUGGCCCCCACGAGCUUGUAUGCAUGCUUGACAACGUCGUGGCAUGCUCCUAAUGAGACAACGGAUGGUGUCUUGUGGCAUUUCCUCCCAGAUCUGUGUGAGGGCAUCCCUGAGCUGUUGUACAGUCUGAGGAGCAACCGGGCGGCGCCUAAUGGACCGAAACAUAAUGUCCCAGAGAUGUUCUAUUGGGUUUAAAUCAGGGGAUCGUGAAGGCCAUUCAAUUGUUUCAAUUCCUUCAUCCUGCAGGUACUGCCUGCAUACUCUUGCCACGUGAGGCCGGGCAUUGUUGUGCAUUAGGAGGAAACCAGGACCUACUGCACCAGCGUAGGGUCUGACAAUGGGUUCAAGAAUUUCAUCUCGAUACCUUAUGGCAGUCAGAGCACCAUUUCCUAGGCAGUAGAGGUCUGUGCGUCCCUCCAUGGAUAUGCCUCCCCAGACCAACACUGACCCAUCACCAAACCUGUCAUGUUGAACGACGUUGCAGGCAGCAUAACGUUCUCCUUGUCUUCUCCUGACUCUUUCAUGUCUAUCACAGGUGCUCAGGGUGAACCUGCUCUCGUCUGUGAAAAGUACAGGGUACCAGUGGCGGACGUGCCAAUUCUGGUGUUCUUGAGCAAAUGCCAGUCGAGCUCCACGGUGCUGGGCAGUGAGCACAGGGCCCACUACAGGACGUCGGGCCCUCAGGCCACGUUCAUGAAGUCUGUUCCUGAUUGUUUGGGUAGAGACAUUCACACCAGUGGCCCUCUGUAGGGCAAGAGCAGUGCUCAGCCUGUUCCGCCUUGCACAAAGGUGCAGGUAUCGGUCCUGCUGAGGGGUUUAGGACCUUCUACGGCCCUGUCCAGCCCCCGAGAAUAACCACCAGUCUCCUGAAAUCUCAUCCAUGUUCUGGAGAUUGUGCUGGGAGACACGUGUGGAUGUGCCAUCCUGGAGAAGUUGGACCACCCGUGCAACUUCUGUAGGGUUAAGGAAUCGCCUCAUACUGCCAGUGGAGAUAAUUAUGCAAGCCAAAAUCAGCACGAGUGGAAAACCAGCCAAAAAAGAUCAAGAGGGAGAAACUUGAAAUGACCUCCACAUGUAAAACCAGUCAUGUUAUGAGGGUUUUCUGAUUGUUGCCACUGAAGUGCACAUGUUGUUAAUAAAAAAAUUAUCAGGCAGGUUUAAUUCAAUUCAUGCCAGGCCCAAUGAAAAAAAGUGUUCCUUUAAUUUUUGUGAGCAGUGUAUUUUGAAUAGGGGGCACCCAGUGGAAGCGGCAGUAGAAGACUUAAAAUUUUAAAACUCAAGUAAAACAUUUUUGAGAAAGUCUUUGAUUAGACUUGGCGGUGUUAUCGAAUUGUUCAAAACAGCCAUAUAAAAUGCAAUUGCGAUAUUAAUGCGUAAAGGACAAAUAUGAGACGAGCUGUAUGAGGCAGUAGAUUAUUAUGAUACAGUUGGCCCCUAAGGACAUCCGGAGUCACAGCUGUUUCCUCAAAGCGCUGUUUACCCAGGUGGUUAAACCGACACGUAAACUCGGGCAAGCGAGGGCUUCAUUGUGGAUCAAAACGAAACUAGUUAAUUUACAUACACAGCAAACGUCCAAAUCUAAUCUUCACAUUUUGUGAAAAAAUAUAUUUUGUAAAACGUUUUAACUUGAACGAACAACAAUGUUGUGCCGUCGUGCAGAUUGUACCGAAUGUUUCACAAUACGUCUAGCAGUGUAAUGGCCACCGGAGUUGUAACUAACUUCCUGCCAUACGUGAACAAUUCCAGCUAUUUUUUUUCCAAAGGUUUCCAAAGACUAUCUCCGCAUCUGCGAACUGGCGAACAACAAACAGGAAACGCUCUUGCCAUGAAAUUGACAGACAUACGGCUCUGGCCACUCCGCGUCCAGGGGGUCGAAUCACGCAGCCAAUCGCGUCGUAGAAGAAAGGCGGGUCUUCCGUUUACGUGACGCAAAUUUCACUGGUAAUCUACGAAGCCCCACCUUUUGUGUUUCCCGCACCGUCAAUCAAAAAUAAGAAAAAAAAUCGACCCGAAUCUCCGAUCACAGCCCGCCUUUGAUUAAAACAAUCAUGUUGGGAGUUUAAAUGAACAGAUAAACCUCCGAUUUUUUACCUUUUCACGCUAUGACUGGUACGUAACACUUAGCCCGAUCGAAGCACAGCACCGCCGCCCCAGAACAGCCAGCGAAACAGCAGGAAAUGGCUGCCUUGGACGUGGACAGCAGUCAGAGCGACUUUCUGCAGCCGGCCAGCGGCGCCCAGGACCAGCAGACCACAGACCUCACGGCCAUCCAGUUGACGGGCUCCUCUGAUCGCUGGGAGGUUCUAACACCUGUGAGCUCAGUGAAAGACGAGCCAGCUGUAGUGCAGGUACCCAGCGGAGGACUUCUGGGCAGCAACGGGCAGUAUGUGGUGCCACUUCAGACUAUGGCAGGGCAGACCCAGCCCGUUUUCGUGACUGCGGGGGUAGAUGGCACCGGUGCCAAUGGGGUGCAAUAUCAGGUCAUCCCUCACCUGCACGGGACGGAUGGGGCAUCACUAAGCUAUGCAGCACCCACUGCAGACGGAAGCACGCUGGGUACUGACAUUACUAUCCUUCCGGAUGGGACGCAGGGCAUUGCUGCCAAUGCUAAUGACCUCCAGGGCCUGCUAAGUCAAAGUGGGCACGUGCAGCAGAUUCCCACCGUCUCACUGGCUGGCUCAGGGUUUGGCGCACAGGGCCAGGUUGUUGCUAAUGUGGGGCUGCCAGGCAACAUCACAUUAGUGCCGAUAAACAGCUUGACUAACAUGGAUCUCGAGUCUUUGGGGUUGGCUGGUGCUCAGACCAUAGCGACAAGCGUUACUGCGGAUGGCCAGCUCAUCAUGACCGGUCCCACCACCUCAACAAGCGAUAACCAGGGUGACGGCAAAUGCACAGAGCCACUUAACGCCAACGACGCUAACGCUAACAACUUUGUGCCAACCACCACAUCUUCCACAACAACAUUGCUUCCUGAGACGAUAGACGGGACUGGCGUUCUCACUCAAGCCACUGCUGUAUCAGCCGGGCAGCACGAUCCAUCUUACAUCCAGCAGAACCACACAGCUGGAGGUGAAUCGGUGGUGCAGCUCUUACCAGCACAGACAGUGGAUGGAGCGGCGCAGACACUACAAAGCGUGCAGCUGUUGAAUGCUGGUACGUUUCUGAUUCAAGCCCAAACCGUCUCUCCCACCGGCCAGAUCCAGUGGCAGACCUUCCAAGUUCAAGGCGUUCAGAACCUGCAGAAUCUUCAGCUGCCAGCUGCUAGCGGGGUCUCAUCCCCCCAAAUUACUCUUGCCCCUGUGCAGACCCUUUCUCUUGGGCAAACUGGCACCACAGGCGCGGUGGGACAGAUCCCGAACCUUCAGACAGUCACAGUCAAUUCUGUUGGUCAGUACCAGCAAGACGAGAACACGGAAAGCCACUCAGAUAUUCAAAUUAAAGAAGAGCCAGAGUCUGAUGAUUGGCCGAAUUCCACCCUAAACACCAGUGAUUUGUCCCAUCUUCGUGUGCGGUUGGUUGAGGAGGAUAAGGAGGGGACAGGCCUAGAGGGAAAGAGACUACGUAGAGUAGCCUGUACUUGCCCUAACUGCAAAGAAGCUGGAGGAAGAGGGUCAAGUAUGGGAAAGAAGAAACAACACAUUUGUCAUAUCCCAGGGUGUGGUAAGGUGUACGGUAAGACGUCUCAUCUCCGAGCACACCUGCGUUGGCAUUCAGGAGAGAGACCCUUCAUUUGCUCGUGGAGUUACUGUGGCAAGAGAUUCACCCGUAGCGACGAACUCCAGCGUCACCGCAGAACACACACAGGAGAGAAGAAGUUUGUGUGCCCAGAGUGCUCGAAACGUUUCAUGCGCAGCGACCAUUUAGCCAAACACAUUAAAACUCACCAGAACAAAAAAGGGCUGAACUCCAACUCUGGGGCGGGUCAGACAGAAGCUGCCGCCCCCUCGGACACCAUCAUCACGGGAGGUGGGGCCACUCUCAUCCUCACCAAUCUGCAGCAGGCUGGCACCCAGGACCUUCUUUCAAAUUCCGACCUCCCGCUCCAGUUGGUCACUGUGUCUGCCAGUGAGGUCAUGGAGUGACCAAAAUCAUGCCCACUUUCACAGCUCGUCUGCUUUUCACUAUCAAUUUUUAUAUAUAUGAUAAAAAAUAUAUAUAUAUAUUAUAAAUAUAUAUAUUUUAAAAAUGACUUAUUCAUUUAUGUUCAAUAGCAGUCUUUUGUACAAACAAGGCAAAAAAUGACAUUAAAUGUGGUUCCAGUUUCUACUGAGACACGCGCGUAAGCAUCUACAUGCUCAUAUGAACUUGCGCUCACACACAAGUACAUACACGGAAAUGCCUUAUUUUGUAUCAUAAUCUGUAGUAUAAAAUGCUGGAGUUGCAUGUGUUUUUACUUUUGCUCAUGUAUAUGUUCAGGGGACGAUCAUUAGCGAGUGUGAUUGUGUAAUGGACGUUAUGGUACACGGAAAGCCAGGAUGUGAGAGUGUGUGAGUGAUUACAGUGAGACUGUUCUGUGAGAAUGACAGCAGGAGAAGGACACAGUCUGCUGCGAGGGAGACUUACUCAUGAUCUGUCCAUUUUUAUCCUCCUCCCUCUCAGCUGGCCUUCGUCCAAAUGUGUCUUCACUCUUGCUUUUAUUUUUAUUUGAUGUCAUGUUAGUGGUCUUUGCGCUCUCAGUCACGUGUCCUCUGGAUCUUGUUCGAGGAUCUUCUGAUUUCAUUGUUCUGCUGCCCACAUGCAACUCGAACAAGACAUCAGGUGGCAGAGUAAUACAAUCGUGUAAUAAACUUUCUUUUUCUUGUAUCGUUGCUCUUAUUGCUCUCCAGAUUAUCCCUGUAACAUUCAUAAUGUAUCUUCCAUUUCUUUUUGUUUUCUUCAGCCCCAAGCUGUUUAUAGCCACAAUUUAUGUAGUCUAAUACUGAUUCUGUUGUAUCAAAGACUCCUCAUUUUGAUUACUUUUUAAAACGUGUAAAAUUUGAUGUUACUUUUGUACAACUUUUUUUUUUGUUUGUUUUAUUUUUUUCAAAUGCAACACAAUUAAAGUCGGAAACCUUCCUAUGA
Molecule: messenger RNA, 5701 nt
Organism: Puntigrus tetrazona (Sumatra barb)
Lineage: Eukaryota; Metazoa; Chordata; Actinopteri; Cypriniformes; Cyprinidae
Gene: sp3b
Product: Sp3b transcription factor
Exons: 6
Coding region: 2818-4722 (634 amino acids)
Biological process (GO): regulation of transcription by RNA polymerase II
Molecular function (GO): DNA-binding transcription factor activity, RNA polymerase II-specific; RNA polymerase II cis-regulatory region sequence-specific DNA binding
Source: RefSeq, a predicted model, not a curated record